CAUAGUCUCUGUAUAUGUAUGAUUUCGACAGCCCCCAAGGCUCAUCAGUAUGCAGCAGCUACCGAGAGGGCCUGGGGGUAUGAACGGAGGGCCAGGUCCCACGAUGUACCCUUCCUCCCACCAUAUGCGUCUCGCGGGUCCGCCCCAGGGCCGAAUGCCGACGGCUCAGCCGAGACAUAAUGGACAGCAGUAUCCCACCAUGAUGCAGCCUCAGCUCCAGAGACAGCAUUCUAACCCAGGCCAUGCAGGCCCUUUCCCGGUGGCAUCCCUCCAUAAUGCCAACCCCACAAGUCCCACCAGUGCCAGUAUGGCCGGGGCCCAUGCUCACCGCGGCCCCGCUAGCCCCAUCAUAGGUCCCAUCGAGCUCAUCCCCUCCGUCACCAAUCCUGAGAACCUGCCCUGCUUACCUGAGAUCCCGCCCAUUCAGCUGGAGGAUGCAGGUUCCAGCAACCUUGGGCACCUCCUGUCUCGCUACAUCACAGCCAGCACGCAGCAUCACCUCGGCUCAGUGGACAUGAACCCCUCACCUGGACUGUCCACACACUCACCUGGAUCUUCAGGUCUGUCGAAUGCCCACACACCAGCACGACCUUCAAGCAACUCCAGCACAGGCAGCAGAGGCAGCUCUGCAGGGAGGGCAGGGCCAGGAGGUGGAGCUGCAACAGAGCAGGUGAGGGUGAAGCAGGAGCCCGGUACAGACGACAGCUACAGCUGUCCAGCUUCUUCUCUGAAGACUGAGCGCGGCACGGAUGCCGGGAGGAGUGCCUGCAUGAUGAGCAGUCCAGAGAACAGCCCUCAUCCUGUGCUGGGAGUCGUAUCUGCCGGCCAAGACGCUCUCAAGGCUUUAGGUGAGCGCAUCAAAACGGAACCCCAAUCUGAGACGGCCUGCUCUGGACUAAAUGGCUCCAGUGCAGCCACCUCCUCUUCCUCCACUACGACCUGCACUACCUCAUUAUCAUCCGCCGCAGGCGCUCCACUCACUAAUGGAAACUUAGGCAAGGAGACAGAGACCAAAGAGGUUGGGGCCUCAGCUGGAACCGUCACCUCUGGUGGGAAAGAGGACGAUCCUAAUGAGGACUGGUGUGCUGUUUGUAUCAACGGUGGCGACCUGCUGUGCUGUGACCGCUGCCCCAAAGUGUUCCACAUGAAAUGCCACGUGCCCACUAUUAGAAUCUUCCCAACGGGGGAUUUUCUCUGCACAUUUUGCCGGAGUCUAUCUAACCCUGAGAUAGAGUACUGUGACGACAGCAAGAAAAUCAAAGGAGUCCAGGGCCUGAAUCCAGAGGACCAAAGGAAAUGUGAACGCCUCCUACUGCACAUCUUCUGUCAUGAGCUCAGCGUGGGCUUCAGGGAACCUGUUCCUAGCUCAGUGCCGAACUACUACAAGAUUAUUAAGCAGCCCAUGGACCUGAAGAAGGUGAAGAAGAGGUUGCAGUUGCGGAGUUCCCAGUAUUACCAGUCCAUCCAGGAAUUUGUGUCCGAUAUGCGCCUGGUCUUCAAAAACUGUGCAGAGUACAAUGAGAUGUCUCGAAUAAUCCAGGUUUAUGAUGAGGACAAACAGAUUAAUACGCAGGUGGGAUCAGAGAUGGAGGUAACCGGCAAAGCAGUGAGCCUGUACUUUGAGGAGAAGCUGCAGGAGAUUUUCCCAGGGCAAAGCUUCCCUGACAUUACCGAGCCGGAGUGCCCGGACACAAAGGAAAAGGAGGACGAGGAAUCUGACGACUCUGGGGAGGACUUCAUACAGCCAAGACGCAAACGGUUAAAAACGGAUGAGAAAAUUGGUCCACAUCAAGCUGUAGAAAAUCCAGCCAUGACAGGAGACUUUGGCCAAUCAGGUGAUUUUCAGAGAGAAGCUGUCAAUCACUGCUCCUGA
Messenger RNA from Plectropomus leopardus (leopard coralgrouper), 1873 nucleotides. Lineage: Eukaryota; Metazoa; Chordata; Actinopteri; Perciformes; Serranidae. The record is from RefSeq and is a predicted model, not a curated record.